Messenger RNA from Babjeviella inositovora NRRL Y-12698, 799 nucleotides. RefSeq lists its product as uncharacterized. The record is from RefSeq and is a predicted model, not a curated record. Gene Ontology annotation, cellular component: mitochondrion; mitochondrial inner membrane. The transcript has a single exon. The coding region runs from base 191 to 622 and encodes 143 amino acids. Lineage: Eukaryota; Fungi; Ascomycota; Pichiomycetes; Serinales. Gene Ontology annotation, biological process: mitochondrial respiratory chain complex IV assembly.
CAAAAAAAAGUCAACCUGUUUAAUCACCUAUCUCUCCCAAGGCUUCUAGCUCCUCCAUCUGCGUGCAAUAUUUUUCACUCUGGUGAGGACACAACCUGAACCACAUUCCCUUUGAAAUUUACUUCUCAGCACCUCAGCUUCAUCAUUAGCCAGCUCCACAAACCAACCCAUUUCACAUAAUAUACACGCUAUGGUUUGGCCGUUUAGCAAAUCUAAGCCCGCAGAGGCUCCAGUGGAGGCCCCAGUCCCAGAGGUUCCCCAGUUUUUGGAGGAUCUCCCGCCGAAGUUCAACGAUGACGCCCCGCUCAGUCGCGACUCGGUACCCAAGAAAUCGACGCUCACACAGGCGGUAGCCACCAUCAAGCGUGAUGACUUUUCGCCCUCCAACAUGAUGAAGAUUCCGUGCUUCCGUGAGGGAAUGAUGACGGGGCUUUCCGCGUUGGGGGUCCUCGGGGCUAUUACCUUCAUUACCUCAAAAAACGUGAGAAAGGCAACUAACUGGGGGAUGGCUGGGUUCUUGCUUGGCAGCUGUGUGGGCUGGGAGCAGUGCCGUGUAGUCAGAAUGAGAUCGUUUGAGAACGUCCAGCAGGCCAAGGAGGUGAUCCGCAACAAGGAAAAAUAGCGUUGCGGAUUCUUGUAUAUAGGUUGUCAUGAAUGCUACUUAAAUGAUCAAGGAGAGCCAAUAGGCUGUGUAGGGCCUAGGCUUGGUUACAAAGUUUACACAAGUAAUGAAUGUCAAAGGUGGUUAAAAGGGACUUAGCAAUGAAUCUUAUAAGCCAAGUAAUCGGAUAAACGUGCC